UGAAUGAAAAACGUAAAUUGUAAACACCGAUUGUAAACAUUUUAAUUUAGCAAACUUAAUUAGUUUUUAUAUCGUUUUAUAAAAUAAAAGCGUCCUGAUUUAAAAGAUGAAACCAGAAUUAGAAAACUGUGAAAAUAAAGAAGAUACAGUGACUGGUGAUGUCAUAGGAGACACGGCGUACAGCGAACGAUUUGUUCUAAAGUUGUUACUAAAAUUUGCUAACUUGGACACCUUAAAAGAUGAAAUUCAAGAAAAGGCUUUCGAGGAGGACCUCUGCACUCUCUGGGAUAUGACAGCCGAGAGAGAUGUAGUAUUAUUCUUACAAAAACACGAUGUUUUAAACUUGUUCAGUUUCGCCUGGCCGUUGGUUGAAUCGCCUCGGCUUGUGGAAAUUCUCAUUGGUCUUAUAGGCAAUAUGUGCUGCCAGAAAGAAGCAGCGGAAUCUCUGCUUAAAAUGGACAGUUUCCUUACCAUGUUACUAGAAUACGCGAAGUCUGAAGACAGCUUAACCAUUAUACAAUUACUGCGGCUAAUAAACUCCAGUUUAUUUCUAGCCGACGACAACAUAUCAAUUUGGGUCGAUAUGUUUAUUAAUGUGGGAUAUUCAAACGCUCUAUACUUCAUAUUGAAAAACUCUUCCAACAAAGAACUGUUGGUCACAGGUUUGGAAAACUUUAACACAAUAUGCUCAUACUGUAACACUGGCAAGCAUAGAACUAAAUUUUUCGGACAUUUCGUCUCUUCAGAAGCUAUAGUAGCCUUAGCAUCAGCUUUCACAGAGUUAACUGUGAAACAGAAAGAUUGUUGCGAGAGAGAUGAAUUGGAACGAGUUUUAAUAAUAAGUUUACAAAUCACACUGAAUUUAGUAGGGUUUGAUAAAUCUUAUGAUGUAUUCAGUGAUAACAAACCAGAAGUUGGGAAAAUCAUAUCUAUAGUUUUUUCAUAUUAUGAAAAUAAAUUUGUUAUUCAGAAGGAAAUUGAUUUGGAUUUAGUAGAUAUUAUAGAUUCCACUAAAACAAUAGUAAGAGUUCUACAGAUUGGUGAGCUGUGUGAUUAUGAACAGUACUGCCUGCAAAGCUACAGUAUGUGGAAAACUUUAAGUUCGAUCACUACAUUUGACAAAAAUGGAGGAUCAAGCUUUGAAAAUGAGGACAAGGAAGAACUUCAGGACUUUUCCAAGAAAAUGAAAACAUCAUUGAGCAUACUUAUAUUUAGCUAUUUGGAGAGCUGUUCUGAUGACAACUUGGUAAAGGCGUUAGACUUGAUUGACUCAAACUAUGAGGAUAUUCUAAGUUUGGUCAAUGAUAAGUCGUUGGUGAAAGCAGUGUGUAAUAGGGCAGCAAAUUAUAGGACUAGAUUGAAGGAAACUGAAAAUUGUUGAUUUUCAAAGUAUUGUUAUUAGAAGUAAUUGUAAAGUUAGUUGUAUUUUUUUAUCAUAAAUGAAUAGUAAUGCUCUCAAUCACAAUCCUAUUUAUUACUAUUUUGGCACUUGCAUAAUAUACUAAUCAGACACUAAAUAUGUUUUAAACGGCAUUCACUGAUCUCUUGUACUGGAACAGCAUGUCACCAAUUUUUAGCUAUUCACAGAAAUAAUUUACUUACUCCUAAUAAUAACGCAUACUGAUGCAUCAGUAGUCAUGUAUGGCGACAAACUCAAGGUCCUUUUCCACCUCCAUGAUUAUUUUGAAUUCUGUGAUCGUCUUAUUUUAUUAUAUUCCAUUGUCUUUAACUAUUUGAUACACUUGUAUUUUAUUUUAUAUUUGAAAUGGGUGUAAAAAUGACUAUUAUUAUGACAGGGCAGACGUGUUCUGGACUCUUGGAGUUGAGACUGCUUACCAGUCAGCGUAUUGUGGGACAACCUCCAAUCCACUGGAAUGACAACCUUAAAUAGGUGAAAUUGAAUGAAGAAGACUGAGGGAAGGUGUUGGUGUAGUGGUGCUCUUUCCAAAAGGUCAUAUCCAGCAGUAGACGCAUACAAGCUGAUGGAUGGGUGAAUGACAGCAAUACCUAUUUAAAUUGUUGAUUUUUUAGUCAACUAUCACCAUCCCUCAACCUGCACUCUAAUUCACUAGCCGCCUCAGUGAAUCAUUUUUCAAUCAUCUUAAUCAACUGAGACUGCUUUGGUGGACAUAGGUCUCUUGUAAGGAUUCCCACAUGCCACGGUCUUGCGCCACCAGAAUCCAGUGGUUUUAUACCAUAGCUUAAUUAGCUUAAUAAUGUGUUGUGUUAUGCAAGUGAUUGCAAAAUUAAAAUUGACCACUGUAUGAAUUAUUACUUACCAAUGUACUCUCUAUUUUGUUACUAAUAACCAUUUUUUAAUAAUAAAUAAUAAUAUGAUAAAGGAGAAUAAAUAAAAUUACAAUAUGUAUAUGGGAUUAUAUAUUUUUUUUUAGACAUAAUAAAGCAACAUUUACAUUACAUUAUUUAAACGAGUUGUACACCGUCGCCCGAGCGGCUGGCGUAAACUAUUCGAAUGUAACAGUACAUUAACAGAACAAGCAUCCCAGCAUGCACUCAAGCAUAUGCUGCAUAUGCGCCUCACAACUUAUACUCGCGUCGCAUAUGAUCCUCACAUAAAAAAAACUUACACCACAAAUACUGAAAGGGAGAACAGACAUUUUGUAAGUUGCUGCACAAAAGUUUACAUUUUAUUCAUUCCUGUGCUAGACCUGCUUUGUGUAGAUCGAGUCCAGCUGGGCUAGUACGAAGGUUGUGAUUAUUAUCACCUAAAUCAUAGGGUGCUUGCAUAAAGAAGCAGGCUUCUGGUACCUUUACACUACAAGCAUGUACCCUUACACUACAGCUGUCAAAGUUUAAGGCUUGAUAACCAACAAACCAGAUAUAGGCGGAGAUGAGUUUAACAGACUAAUCAGAUUAUUGAUUGAUCUCAAUAAUCUGAUUGGUCCUAUUGAACAUAUCUCCACUCCGCUUCGCUUAGAUGGAUACGGAGCCUAAUUCUAGGCUGAUAUUUGAAAUCUAAACAUUUGAAUAAAGUACGCACAUUUCACACGAAGUUUAGAAUUCGAUAUCGUAUUAAAUAACGCCCAAUUCCAUAUAACAGUAUCUAGUACAGAUAAAAAACAUAUAAACAUUUGUGCAACACAUUACCAUACAUAUUUUUACAUUAAAUGUACUUAAACACUAUCUAACCACGAGCCUAUGCGCUCCGAGACGGAGCGAAAAUCGCACAUUUAAAUAUCAAUUCGUAAAUAUUUAGAUAUUAUAUCCGAUAAAGAAUAAAAACAGGAUAAAGACUAGACUUUACACUGAUCAACGAUUAACUGCUAACGGUGCCCUGGCUCGCGGUGAUAUUGAAACCGCAACUACCCGCAACAGGAUAGCCACGAAAUAGAGAUGAAACAGAGAGUCCUUUCAAUACACAGUGCUGAAACAGAUUCACUCAUACAGACGCAUGCGACGGUUAACUCACUUUCAGAAUUCAGCGCGCGUUUCCACUGAAGCGAAGCGGAGACGUGUGAUAUUAUAAAAAGAUGACUUAGUAAUAUUAUCACUUCAUCUAACCAUAUUCAGUGGAAACGCUACCUUAUGCUGAGAUUUAUGAAUCGUAUUUUGACUUUCUGAGACGGAGUUAUUGAGCGUAGUUGAUAUCUUUCAAUAACCUGAUUGGUCGAAAACACGUCUCCGCUUCAGCCUUCAGACGACGCUCACUCUUGCACUGACUUCACUGUCCCAUGGGUCAAUAUGUGAGUGCGCAUACACAUAUUCCUUGUAUUGAUCGGGUCUUCUCUCUUUUGUGAGUUAACUAUUUUGUGGGUGUCGUACUUUUUGGCGUCAAAGACACCUUUAUACAUGAACUAUCAAAAACGCCACAAAUAAGCGGUUUACGAUCUGAAUAUCAUAGCGAAUAAGGGCACAGCAACAAUGCUAGCGCCGUCUGCGGUCUGCUACGCAAGCAUUGCGACUGGCAACACAGGUACCUUUUUAAUUAAUUUCAAGCAAUAAUGGUCCAACGUAUUGAUUUUUGACAGAAAACGAUACCUUAUUAUUUUAGUUAUCAGUUGCCGUUAAGUAUUUUAUUUUUGAUCUACCCUCAAUUUUAUUAAUUGUUGUUUGGCUUAAAAAUGCAUAAUUAUUAUUAAAUUCCAGGCUAUUUACAAAAAUAACUUGGGUGUGCAACUGACUUGGCGCUGAAAGAAUAAAAUAACUAUCGAUCUACCCUCAAUUCUUUUUAUAUAUUAUGUAAGAAACACAGAUUAUUGUCAUAAUAGGCUCUAGUAGGCUUGAGAUGAUCUAAUAGCUCUUUUUUCAAAUCAAAAAUCAAUACUUUUGCCCGCAAAGGUGCAUGUGUCGCCAGUGGUACUCAAACAACUGAGCGAAUAUAUAAAAUAUAUUAUAGUUUCCCUAAAACGUAACAUGUGACCAUACCGGACCACUGUCCACACGGGCAAAUCAAUAAUAUACACCAUAAAUGUUACACUGAGGGUAGGCUCAGUUUGGCAUCAGUUAAGUCCGUGAUUUUAAUCACCACGAAACUACCCCCUUGGCAUGAAAUAAAAAGAUAUUUAAAAAAAAGCUGUGAUAAUCACUGCUACAAUAGCAAAAUUGUUGUGAUUGGUUAAAUUAGGCGUAUUAUUGCUGCAACUAUACAUUUUAGCCAAUAGCAAGUGUCAGCCAAUCAGAUUAUCACACUGUAGCUAUCAAACUGUGGUGUAGCCCUCUUAAUGACAGAUUAAUAAGAGACUGAUAAACAUAAGAUGUUUAUUCCAGAUCAGUCCAACCAUAAGUAUCAAAAUUUUCUAAAACCUAAUUCAGUGUCAAAUACUUCUAUAUACAACAGUUAGUCCUAGCGAAUUUUAGGAAUUAAAAAACUAAGAUAUAAUUGCAUAAAUUUUGACGAGUCGCCAUAUUUUCUCUAUGUGUCAACUGUCAUGUUAAAAGAACUGUUUACCCUCGGAUUAAGGACUAAAAUCGUACUUUUGACAUGACAGUUGACACAGAGUAAAAAUGGCGAGUCAUGUUUUAAAAUUUUUUGCACUAUACUUGGGUUCAUUUUACUCUUGAUGUUUAAAACCAUUGCAGGGGUGGGGAAGCCAUUCUGAAGAAAAUCAAGGAUUGCAGCGAUGCCAAACCGAACGUGUAACCUGUCUUACUUUCCUUUACCUACUUAAUAAAUUAUAUAAAUAAUCUGAAUUUAAAAACAAGUCUUAGGUCUUCAUAACAUAUUAUGUCGCAUGUAGUACCGUGAUGAAUACACCCGAUCGGGAUAACUUUGGGAUAGAUCAGAUUGCUUUUUUUUGGGAUGCAUUCACAAAAACGCUUUUUUGUGCGUACAUUUUAAGAUCUCACUCGCCAUCUUUAACCGACGUCGAAAAAAGGAGGAGGUUCUCAAUUCGUCGGAAUCUUUUUUUUUAGUCCUACGUGUCAACUGUCAUGUCAAAAGUACAGUUCACCUUUAAAUUAAGAACUAAAAUUGUUGACAGUUGACAAAUAGAGCUAAAAUGGCGAGUGAGAUCUCAAAAUGUAUGUACAUUACCUUGUUUUAAAAUUAUAUGAUGCGGAUAAAAGGUUUUUGUUAAUGCAUUUCAGAAAAAAAAAACAAUAAAAUUCGAUUUUAGUGUAAAAUGUCAAAGUUACCCCAACUCAGUGUUUCUGUUUUCAGCUACGAAUCAACGGUCUCUACACAUAAAAUAAUAAUAAUCUAUUAUAAAUUAUAAUACACAUAAAAUAGACGAAAAAUAAACAACUUAUUGUAAGAUUUAAACGAUUUCUACUCACGUAAGUCUUAAAAAAACAAGUAGAAUGUGUAGAGACCUCUAACAAUAACUAUUUACAAAGUUGUAGCCAAAACAAAACAAAAACAAAGCUUUAUACGCAAUGAACGCAAGUGACAAUUUAUGUAAUGUAAUAUAACUAUUGUCAUUUGUUUCUGUGAUUCCAAUAUUCAAUAAUACAAUUUUUUUUUAUAUUUUCACAGAAUGUUAGGUGUAUUAUUAAUGAUGAUUAAUUUUUUGUAACAUUUUGCAGUAGACAUACCUCUUAUAUGCUUUCAAUAUGCAUUCGUAUUUAAUAUGAAAACUGUCAACUACAUAUUUACGAAUGAAAUGUGUGACUGUUCAUUUUCAUACGUUAAAAUUUUCGUACAUGAAAAUGCAUGUUACAGUACGCGUCACAAAUGUUGAAAAUGUGUGCAGGGACUGUUUUACUUGAAAUUUUAGAUGCAAUAUCACACCCGUUACCAUAGAAUGACCCGACUACAAAAAGUAUAGUGCAUACAUUUUGAGAACUCUCACGCACUAUUUGCUCUGUGUCAAUUGUCAAGUCAAAAGUACGAUUUUAGUCCUGAAUUUAAAGGUCGACCGUACUUUUGACAUGACGGUUGACACUGACCUAAAAUGGCGAGUGAGUUCUCAAAAUGUAUGCAUUUAUACACAGUUUGAAGCGUAUGAACUGUGCGCACCACUACGUACCAUCAGUAAGAUUAAUCUUGCAAAAAACGUGCGGUAUUAAUGCCUUAUGAACGGGGUCUGAUGUUGUGAAUCUUGCUCCUCUUGGAAAAAAUUACGAGCUCGCUUCGCUCAUCUCGCGUUAAAGUGUCUUCAACUUUAGUGAAACGAACUGUACUCAUGUCAUAGAGCAAUAUUCCACUCACACACACAUAUAGACAUUACCACUCCAGCCCUUGCAUUGGUUCUGAAUGGUCCGUUUUUUUUAUUUUUGGCACACUUCCUUCGAAUUUUGUAAAAUAAUACUACUUGACGCGUGGAAUGGCAGUGUCUAUUGGUUUGAUGGGGUCCCCAUUGACAUGGGUUUCUCAGGUAAACUAAUGGUUUAAAUGAAAAUUAUCCAACCAAUCCUAACCAAUGUCACAGAGUAAAUAUUUAAAUGUAACUUGUGUUGAUAUAAUUGUAUAUUGUACGAGCAUAACUUUGUAAUUAUUGAUAUUUAUGUGAAUAUAAAAUUUCAUAUU
This is a messenger RNA of Maniola jurtina (meadow brown), 6928 nucleotides long. RefSeq lists its product as uncharacterized. The record is from RefSeq and is a predicted model, not a curated record. NCBI's taxonomy places the organism in Eukaryota, Metazoa, Arthropoda, Insecta, Lepidoptera, Nymphalidae. The transcript has a single exon. The coding region runs from base 107 to 1381 and encodes 424 amino acids.